Penicillium macrosclerotiorum is the source of this 606-nucleotide messenger RNA. Its product is annotated as GNAT family N-acetyltransferase. Gene Ontology annotation, molecular function: acyltransferase activity, transferring groups other than amino-acyl groups. The transcript has 2 exons. The record is from RefSeq and is a predicted model, not a curated record. Lineage: Eukaryota; Fungi; Ascomycota; Eurotiomycetes; Eurotiales; Aspergillaceae. The coding region runs from base 1 to 606 and encodes 201 amino acids.
AUGGAACUACUUCCGCGCCAAGCUCUUAAUGUCAUUAUACCACCCCUGGCACCGUCCAUUGAGAGUGAUCGGUUACGCCUUCGUCCGGUUACUGAGUCUGACCUUCCUGGUCUCUUUGCCAUUCGCUCUCGCCCAGAGGUUGCCAAAUCAAACUACCCCAAAACACCCUUCAAAUCCAUCCAAGAAACCCGCGAGUGGGUAUCAAGCAAAGUAUUCACAGAGGGAAAUUCCGAUAUAGUUGGGCGUUCUUUUAAUUUUGUGAUUCUGGACAAGUCUAUUCCCGAGAAUCAGGAACAGAUCAUUGGAUAUGUGAGCGUCAACUGUGUUGUUCCGUGCCCUGAAAUCGGAUAUUCGCUUCUUCCCGAGGCCUGGGGCCAGGGAUAUGCGACGGAGGCACUUAAACUGAUGUUAAAGCUUUGGUGGGACCUGCCUCGACGUACGUGGGGCGAUGAUCCCAACGACGAAGUCGAGAAAAUCUAUGCCAUAAGUGAGCAAACAAAUGUUGGAAGUUGUUGUGUUCUCAGAAAGUGCGGAUUCGAGAUUGAGAAAGAAGCUCGAUUUGAGACCACUGAGCUCUAUGUGUGGGGUUUGAAGAAGCCAGUCUGA